AUGUCUUUUUCUUGCAACCAAUCUCUGGAAGGCAGUUUCCCUCCGUCCCCGGCGGAGGACAGAGGCUCGCAGAGGCUGUCCUGGAACAAUCUGCUGCAGAAGCUCACCGAGCUGAAGGGCAGCAAACACCGGCUCUGCAGGAGUGAAUCUGGAUCUGUGGCAGAUGUGUCCCUGUUUGAGUCGGAUGCUUUCUUCUGCUACCCCCCAGAGGAGACCCUGGCUGCAGAGGUGAUGGCCACCAUCACUCAAUGCCUCAACAAUGGAUCCAACAUCCUGUGCUGCUCCAGACUCAUCCUGCCUGACUGCCUGAUGCAAAGCCUCACUGAGGAGUUGCUCCACCUGGCUGUGAAUGAGCCAUGUGGGCUCAGGGGGGCUCUCAUCGACCUGUGUGUGGAGAGGGGAGACCAGGGCUCACUAUGCACUGUGGAUCAAAUAGCAGUGGAUCCCACUCUGGUCCCAACUUUCCACGUGACUCUGGUGCUGAGGAUAGAGUCCAGCGGACUGUGGCCAAAAGUUCAGAAGCUCUUCAAGGGUGGGAAGCUACCUCCUGCCACGUCUCCUCGACACCGCACCACCCUGAAGCUGAGCACCAGCUUCAGGGCCAUCAAGAGGAAGCUGUACAGCUCAGGAGAGCUGCUGAUCGAGGAAUGCUGCUGAUUUAAGCACUCUGAAAUGAUAAACUGUAAAAAGUGAUUUUUUUGUAAAGAUAUAAAAACCAUUAUAAACUGAACUGCACCG
Messenger RNA from Nematolebias whitei (Rio pearlfish), 738 nucleotides. RefSeq names its product DNA damage-inducible transcript 4 protein-like. Gene Ontology annotation, biological process: response to hypoxia; negative regulation of TOR signaling; apoptotic process. The coding region runs from base 1 to 657 and encodes 218 amino acids. The transcript is spliced from 2 exons. Gene Ontology annotation, cellular component: cytoplasm. Gene Ontology annotation, molecular function: 14-3-3 protein binding. The record is from RefSeq and is a predicted model, not a curated record. NCBI's taxonomy places the organism in Eukaryota, Metazoa, Chordata, Actinopteri, Cyprinodontiformes, Rivulidae.